AUGUUGGGUUUCCUAGAUGAAAUCCUGGCCGAUUUCAUGGUGGAGAUCCUUCCCAAGCUGUUCCGAUUAAUGGUGUUAAGCAUUGUCAUUCUGUCGAAGCAGUGCAAGCACAUAAGCUUGAGCUACAAAUACAGCUCCAUCAUCAACAAGAAGACCUCCAAUUUCGCCAUCUCGAAUCACCCGAAUUGGAAGGAAUGCAGCGUUUGUUUGUCGGAAUUCGAGCAGGGAGACGAGGCGAUGGAGGUCGUGGAUUGCCGCCACGUGUUCCACCAUAGCUGCCUGGAGAAGUGGCUGCGGUGGCACCGGGGCACAUGCCCCCUGUGCCGGAGCGUGGUGGUGCCGGACGUCGUUGUGAGGGAGUAUCACCGGGCACGGAUGGAUCGAGAAAGUGAUGGAAUUCAAAAGGAGUUGGCGAUUAUCUUGUUCAAUGUUUUGCAUGGUGGGAGCUGUCGCCAUGGAUUCUUCUAG
Messenger RNA from Salvia hispanica, 468 nucleotides. RefSeq lists its product as uncharacterized. The record is from RefSeq and is a predicted model, not a curated record. Lineage: Eukaryota; Viridiplantae; Streptophyta; Magnoliopsida; Lamiales; Lamiaceae.